GUAUAGCACAAUAUGAUUAAUAACAAAUGAAAUGACUAAUAGCGAAUUAAAUUCAAAUAAAUUAAUGGGCACCGAUACACUUUGAAAUCGCUGUUUUAGUAAAGUAUAAAAGUGACAAAUCAAGUAACAUCAUCUUUUGCUUUGCUUUGUAUAUAGUCAGCAGUGCGCACCAAUGCGUUCAGUCGAUUUUCCCAUAAAUUUCCGGGCGGUAUCUUUUUUUUAUAAACAUGACGUUGCACGUCGCACGCUAGUAGGUGCAAGAGGCCGAUUACACCUACUCAUGCUGAUUUGCUAAAACAAACCCGAUAACGGUAUAUAAUGUGGGCACUCCGUGAAAAACAUCGCUGAGUAGUCUCGUAGGGACAGAAAGUCAAAGGGUAUAAGAAGAAGAAGAGUAGUCUCGUUCCAAUUAAGCUUACGUGUCGCCCAUACAUAACGCAUAUCAUGACAUUGCGAAUCACGAGCAUCAUUGCUCUGUGCGUCCUGCUGAACGACGCAUAUAAAUUCGACGAUGGAGCGAAGCGUAUCUGGAGCAACGAAGAAAAGCCGAUUCUCGCUGUGGCAAAAAAUACAAAGGAGCUGUACCAAUUAGUCGAGUUCCCGGCGCGUUUACUUUGGCUUGAUAAUGCUCAAGAUGUUCAUCCGAGUUCCCUUACCAAAGAUGUAGAGGACCUGUCACCAGCUUUAAAGGCUAGAUACGUCGUUAAUCAAGCUGAUUGGGCAGCCAUAGCGACAAUAAGCACAAGGAAAAAUGUUGAAAGCUAUCCCGUUGCAAAUGUAAUCUCCAUCGCCGACGGGCCUGUUGGAAGCGGUACUGGAAUACCGUACAUGUAUUUCACCCCUCGCGCCUAUUCCAGUCAGGAUCUCCAAAAAGAUCAUCGCGCGACUCUCCUGAUGACGCUAGCUCAAGGCGACUAUUGCAAGAAUAAAGGAUAUGAUCCACUGGACCCACGAUGUGUUAGAGUUAUGCUAACUGGAAAAAUUGUGGCAUUGAAAAAUGGCACCAAAGAACAUGAUGCCGUAGAGCAAUUUUUUUUCAGUCGUCACCCGGAAAUCAAAUCCGCACCCAAAAAUCACGAGAACUAUCCCGCCAAGUUGAAGAUAUCAGCGAUCGCCAUGCUGGACGACUUCGGUGGAGCAAAAUACAUUUCCGUCGAGGAUUACUUCAAUCCGUCCAGUUCAAUCAACCAACCUCUCUAUUAUUCUACAUUUGGUGAAAGGCUUUUGAUGAAUUUACUUCCAAACUCAAUGCUUAGUAAUUAAGCAUAUUCUGUUAGAAUUUGAUUAGAUCCUGACAGUUUGAAGUCAUAGGUCUCCUAUGGAAAUUGUAGCACAAGCAACAAAAGGAAUGCUUUUAAUUAGUUUUUAAAAACUAAUCUAAUCUAAAUGUGCUUCUUCAGUUUUUAUUUUUGCGCGUAGCAUACGAGUAUAUUUUGCUGUAAUUAUUUCUGUAUAAUUUCGGUGUAAAUAAAUCUCAAUGUAAAAAUCAA
Molecule: messenger RNA, 1490 nt
Organism: Monomorium pharaonis (pharaoh ant)
Lineage: Eukaryota; Metazoa; Arthropoda; Insecta; Hymenoptera; Formicidae
Product: protein CREG1
Exons: 5
Coding region: 445-1263 (272 amino acids)
Source: RefSeq, a predicted model, not a curated record